GAGAAAUCGGUGAAUGGCAGGUUGUCUCUCUCCACGACCAACUCAUUCCUCACUGUGCACAAUCUUCACUCCGAAAACUUUUAUACCCAUCAUUUUGCAUUGUUCCAAAUCACAAAAGUGAGAGAAAACAAUGAGAAAACUCCUCAAAUCCCCCCUCAACGCCCAAGGCCACCACCUUUUCAGACCUCCUUCUAUCCCCCCUCAUUUGGGUUUCCUCCGUAUGCCAUAUGCUUCCUCUUUCUCACGUCCUUCUGUCUCUUCUAUGGAAUUUGAAAUCUCUAUUAUCGACCGGGCCUGCAACUUGGUCCAAAACUAUCAGUGGAUCUCUCUCAAAACUGAGUUUCCUUCGAUGAAUCCAUCAAUGGCUGCUUUUAUUCUAUCUAAACUCUCUAGCAAUCACUACUUGGUUCUUCAAUUCUUUUUAUGGGUCUCUGACCAACCAGGAUUCAAGCACUCAGUUGAGACUUAUUGCACAGCGUUACUGGUUUUGAGCAAUGGUGGUUUGAGAAGUGGCAUAUUCGUUCUUAUCCAAAGGCUCAUAUUCAAUCACAGUAAGUCUUUUCUAAUUGAAGCUGUUGAUUUCCUUGUCAAUCACUCUGUAAAACCGAUGAUUUUGGACACGAUUAUUGUUUCUCUGGUAAGGGUUCAGAUGUUUGAGGAAGUUGUUUUGGUGGUCGGUGUGAUCAAUAGACAUGGGUAUAUUCUUCCUUUCCACUAUUACAAUAGAUUGGUGAGAUUUUUGAAGAUGAACGAGGGGAUUCUCGAUCUGAAGAAAAAAUGUGUAAAAAACAAUGCCUUACAUAGGUUGAAGAAAUUUGGUGCAGGGGAUGGGUACACUGAUUAUUCAGGGAAUAAAUUUGACCCCAAUAUUUGCAAGCACAUUGGCUUGAUCAGGGCGUUGUCUCACAAAGGCAAGGUAGAAGUUGCUCUUAGGUUGAGAGAAAAAUUGCUUGUUGUUCCUGAUAUUGGUACUUAUAACGGCAUGAUGAAUUGUCUCUGCAAACUGGGAUAUCUCGCAAAGGCAAAUAGGCUUUUGAAAGAGAUAAUGGAAUUCGGGUUGAUCCCCAAUUGUGUCACCUAUAAUACAUUAGUUGAUGGGUUCUGUAGAUUUAAUUAUAUAGAUGGUGCUUUUGUUCUUCUAAAUUUUAUGGUGAUGAAUGGCAUCAAACCCAACAGAAUCACUUGUAAUAUACUUGUUAAUGCCCUUUGCAGCAGGGGCCAAUUGGAAGAUGCUAAUAAGCUUUUAGCAAAGAUACUAACUGAGCACGAGGCCUCUAAUCUGAUCACUAUGACCAUUCUUAUGAAUGGACAUUGCAGGGAAGGGAAUAUGCUUAAGGCUCGUGAAUUAUGGGAUGAAAUGUUGAGAAAAGGCAUCUUGGUAGACGUUGUUUCAUAUAAUGUUAUUAUUAAAGGAUUUUGCAUGGGAGGCGAUAUGAGCUUUGCUUAUAAGUUCUUCUCUGAAAUGUUUAAGAAGGGAAUUUCUCCUGACAUUGUGACAUAUAAUACUCUCAUAAAUGGACACUGUAGAGAAGGGAAAUUGGUAGAAGCAUGGAUCAUGCACUCUAAAAUGUCUUCUAAUGGUGUUUUACCUGAUCACAUCUCUUAUGCACUGGUUAUUCAAGGCCUUUGCUUGCACGGAAAUGUAUGCAGAGCACAUCAGCUUCUCCACAAGAUGUUAGAUGAUUCUAUCCUUCCUGACCCUUUUGUGUGGAAUUUAAUUAUUGAUGGGUAUGGAAGAUGUGGAGAAAUAGAGCUUGUAUAUGAGGUGAGAGAUCAUAUGUUAGCAUUAAGUGUGGCGCCGAACUUGUUCACCUACAAUGCCCUUAUUCAUACUCAUGUGAAGGAAGGAUAUCUUCAAGGAGCAUUCAUGUUGAAGGAAGAGAUGUUUGAAAAUGGGAUUCUUCCUGAUGUGGUUACGUACAACCUGCUUAUAAAUGGGUUGUGUAGUUUUGGUCAUGUAUAUUUUGCAUUUCAAUUGCACGAUGAAAUGUUAAGAAGAGGGUACCACCCUGACGCAUUCACUUAUACAGAGUUGAUUCGUGGGCUUUGCAUAAGUGGCAAAACGCAUGAAGCCCAUGAGCUUUUGGUUAAGAUGAAGAAAAUGGAUGUGCCUCUUGACCAUGUACCAUACCACAUACUUAUAACGAAAUAUUGCAAAGAGAAGCAGUUGAAUAUUGCAUUUGAUCUCUAUGAGGAAAUGUCAGAAAAGGGUCUCCGUAGUAAGGCUUGUACCUAUCAUACCCUUAUUGUUGAAUUGACGAAGAAGGGCCAUUUUAAAGAAGCCCUGCAGGUAUAUCAUAGCAUGGGUAUAGAAUCUGCCAUAUAGGAUAGAGAUUUCGUUGCUAUUUCAUCCAUGGAAGUCUCAUUGGGCACCUCUUAGAAUCCAUUUGGUUCCCAAAGCUGUUUCAUAGACAUGGGUUUUCCAUGUCAUGGGUGAUAUAGCAUGGCAUGGGCAGUCCAAAAGAUACUCAGAUAUUUGAGCUCCUCCGGUGUACCAGGAGAUGAGCACAACACAUUUAAAUGUGUGCAUCAAGAUCGGGCUUUGGGGCUCGUGAGGUAUUAUUCUUGUAUGGGGUGCGGCCUUUCUCGUUUGGACAGAACCUCAUUAAAGAAAUGCACAAUUGCACCCAAGUGAUCUCACUUCUUGUUGCACUUCCUUUCUGUUCGUUACUUUAAAUGAAAUCUGGUGCGAGGCUGGAAUUUUUAAAUGUCAAGAAAUGGGGACAGUUUUGCAGUUGUUGCGGCUGAUGGUCCAGGUGAAUAUCCUGUGAUCGCUGAAGCAAGAGCUGGGAAUGAUGCUGAGGGAAUGAUAAUCACUCCUGGAACUGUUGCUUAUAUAACUACUGGAGAUGACACCUUGGUGCUCCUUGACGUCUCUCCUAGAGAAAUUGACACCCUCAAGCUUUUUCUUAAAUGCUUCCAAGUAGCGACAGGGUUCAAAGUUAACAUGGAAAAAUCUAAUAUGAUGGGCGUUGCUCAAAUGAAUGCAGAAAUAAGAGCGAUCAUUCCUAAUUGGGAGUGCCAAGUGGCGGAUCUCCCCACAACCUACCUAGGUCUUCCAUUGGGACUGGGGAAGCCAAAAGUGAGCUGGGGAAACCAACCACUUCCAGUCACUCUUGGCAGUCUUACACUCGAUCUUCAUUUGAACACAUGGGAGAUAUGCUAUGGCUAAAUUUGACGGGCGAAUCAUGAGCCUCAGCACAGGUCAUGGGCGCUUGGUUGGUUUGAGAAGGCCGUUGUGGAUCAUGGAUUUUGGCAUUGGUGGAGUGCUUUGAUAGUCACUUUUGACCUAUUGAUAUCAAUCCACUUCUAGAGGCAAAGAAAAAAGAACUUCCUUGAAGACUAGACUACAGGUCAUGGUUAUGAAGGGAAGAUAUUCCAUCUCCCUCAAGCACAAGGAUGAGUCCUACUGGUUGUGGGUCGUGUUAUGUCAAGAUAUAUUUAUUUUCAGCAGAUGCCUGAGGCUUAUAAAUAAAUGAAGAAAGCAGAACCAAAUGACGCUUUUCUACCCUGUUAGACUGUGAUUUGAUCUGUGAAUAAGAUGCACUUUUUCUUUAUCAGUUUUGAACUUGUAAGUUCUUCGCAUUCUAUAUCUGAGCAUAUCACAAUGAAACGAUGAGAUCUUACAGGGCUUCAAACUUUCCUUUGAUGUCCCAAUGGCGUGCCCUUUGGUGCAUCCAUGCUUCAUAUAGCAGAGAGAUCUAUAAAUGCUUGUAACAGUGCAGUUCUAAUUUCAAGUUGCAGUGACAAGCCAAUUCAAUGACUCUCUUACUCUGUUUUUUGUGUUGUAAUAUACAUCUUUAAUCUGGCUUAAGGUGUGUGAAUCGAUGCAUUAUUUGGGUGUGGUCAAUCAAGCUCUUGUUGCACUGGAUUUCAUCAAAACUCUGAAUUUUAUGUGUGUACAUGUAAGAGAUCUUCAAUGAUGGGUGAAAACGCCAUGAUAAGCUUGGACUGCCUUCUUGAUCUGUUAGGCAUGUCCUGGAAUAGACAUAAGCAUUAUCUUCAUCAUCAGAUAACGUCAAUUCAAGAUAUAUAGAAAGUUUUGGCAAAGUUUUAUGUUGCUUGUCCUGGAGUAGACAUAUCCCAUGGAAUUUUCAGAGUCCCAAAGAAGAGCAACUCCAAGCUCUCCACAGUUGGGACUUGGUCGAAGAAUACCAGCCUCUAUCCCGUGAGAAGAGGAACCUUAGAACCCAACCCCAUAUCGGAUACCAGCUCCUCCUCUGUGAGGAGGAAAUCUUCUGGUAUCAAUGUUUGAGGAUUAAAAGGUUGAAGCAUGCUGAUCUUAACACUGCCUUCUUCUACAAAACCACCAAUUGCCAUAGGCGGGACAACACGAUCACCCAGAUUAAAGUGGGAGACUCCAUUUACGACAACCUUCUCAAGUGGAAGGGGCGAUCAUUGAAUUUUUUGGCGACCUCUUCUCUAUUCCCUCAGCCCCUAAACCAAGGAUGGCAGAUCUCUCCUUCAGGUCCAUUCAACCUGGCAAAGUGGCAUGGCUUCAAUGGUCUUUCACCGAAGACGAGAUCUUCAAAGUCAUCAACGACCUAGGCCAGGACCAAGCCCCUGGCCCAUAAGGCUUCCCGAUAGCACUCUUCAAAACCUUCUGGACAUCCAUCCUGAUAUCCUAUCCUUCUUCAAGGAAUGUCAUUCUAGAGGCAUUAUCCAUAAGGCCUUGACAGCCAUUUUCGUUGCAUUGGUGCCUAAGAUAGAGGGCAUGGAGGAACUUAAGGACUUCAUACCCAUUAGCCUCAUUUAUAGCUCUUAUAAAAUUCUAUCCAAGGUUCUUGCCUCUCGCUUAAAAGAGGUCCUAGACUGGGUCAUCUCCCCCCAACAAGGGGCCUUUGUCAAGGAUAGGCAGAUCCUAGAUGGAGCCCUAGCGGCUAAUGAAUGUAUACACUCUAGACACCUUGCAGAAUCCUUGGAAUUGUUAUCAAAAUUGAUUGGGAGAAGGCUUACGAUCAUGUGGACUGGAAUCUCCUGGAUGCUUAGAAUGGGUUUCGGUAGACGUUGGAGGACUUGGAUUAAAAGGUUGCAUCUCCUAACCCUUUUUCUCUAUCCUAAUCAACGGCGCCCCGAGAGGUCUUUUCCCUUCUUCUAGAGGUCUUCGACAAGGGGAUCCCCCAUCCCCUUUCCUACUCUCCGUGUUGGCAGAGGUUUUCAGCAGGUCCAUUGAAAGGAUGCACCAACAUGGACUACUGGAAAGGUUAAAAAUUGGGAGUCAAGGCCAGGUCAUCUCCCACUCCAGUAUGCUGACGUCACCUUUCUCUUCUGCUGGGCCACCACUCAACAGGUGGACUCCCUCUUACUUCUUCUCAAGUGCUUUGAGUUGCCCACUGGUUUAAGGGUCAAUAUGGCCAAAUCCAAGAUGAUUGGUGUAUCCGUUGAUGCCCAAGUGAAUAGCCUGCUGUCCACCUUCCUUGGCCUACCCCUCAGUAUUGGACUCCUUAGAAAGCAACAUUGGAGUUUCAUUGGUGGACAAGUUUGAAAGGAAACUGGCUGGUUGGAAAGGCAGAUUCCUAUCAUCGGCAGGUAGAGUCACGCUCAUCAAGGCCACCCUCUCUAACAUCCCAAUUUAUCAGAUGUCCCUCUUCCAUAUGCCUGCCUCUGUAGCAAAUUGUCUAGAGCAGCUCAUGAAGAAUUUCUUGUGGUCUGGUCUGGAUGAGCAACAAAAAUUUCACCUCAUCUCUUGGGAAAUAGUGUGCCAACCAAGGCACCCAGAGGCUUGGGAAUUUGCAACCUGAGAACCAAUAAUUUGGCCCUUUUAGGUAAAUGGUGGUGGCGCUUUCUCAUCUAGGAUAGCGAACUAUGGAUUGAGGUGCUCCAACACGAGUACCUUUGUCACUAACCUCAUACGCUAUCUGAUCCCACAAGCACCUGUAGAUCCUCUGGGGUCUGGAAAUCUAUCCUUCCGCUCCCUUGAUCUUUUUAAGGCGCACAUUUACUUCCACCCCCGGUUGGCCAACAGGGUCAAGUUUUGGCACGAUAUUUGGCUGGGCAGUUCUCCCCUAAAGGACCUGUUGCCUCUUCUUUUCCAAGUGCCUCUCAAAACAGAAUCCAUGGUGUCUGACCUCUUUGUACCCCAGGGUUCUUGUCACUUCUGGAAUCCAAACUUCCGCAGGCCAGUAAACAACCAUGAGGUUGAAGAAUUCCUCCAUCCAUUUCUAUUCUUCACUUAUCUUUCUCUCUGCAUUUGGAGGGGUUCAACUAAUCUGGUCCCCCUCCACUUCGGGUCACUUCUCAGUUUCCUCUUUCUACAACAUACUCCAUCCCCCCUCCUCUCCCACAUCCCUCUCUCCCCUUAUCGUUAGUGAGGCUUGUUUCUUCUUCAUUCCCCCCAAAAUUUAGGUCUUCUCCCGGAUUGCCCUAUCUGAAAGAUCUCUCACUGUCGAUCAGAUCCAAAGGAGGGGAGUCCCCAUCGCCAACAGAUGUGUAAUGUGUACGGCAGAUGCGGAGGCCAAUGCCCACCACUUCAUCCACUGUGAAGUGGCCUUGACCCUCUGGGGAGACAUACUCCAACUAUUUAACUAGUCAUGGGUCACCCUGCGAUCUGUUCCCCACCUUUACCCAAUAUCUCUACCCUGUCCCAUGGUUGAAAUCAGGUUCCCUCCUGUGGUGUGCCUCCAUUGCAGCCACUCUAUGGGUUCUUUGGAUGGAGUGCAAAAACAGAACUGUUAAGGGAGAGAGGAUCACCAUUGAAGCUCUUAAGGCCUGGAUAAGAUCGUUGGUUAUCCUUUGGGCCAAUAACAACAACCUUUUCCGACAUCUUGCCUGUGCUGAUUUUCUUCUUAAUUGGCAAACGUUGCUCAUUUUAAGUCCUGCUCGUGUACCCCGAACCUGGUCAAGCUGAAUUUUGAUGGUUGCUCACUCAGGAACCCAGACCCAGCUGGGAUUGGUGGCAUCUUUAGAGACCAUCUCGGUGUCAUGCUGACAUCCUUCUCCAGAUCCAUCAGCCACACCAACUCCAUCAUGGCAGAUGUCAUCGUGCUCCUCGAAGGGCUAUGCAUUUUCAACCUCAGUCGGGGCCUGACUCUAAUCAUAGAAGGGGAUGCAAAAAAUGUCAUCUCCUGGUCGUCUCGCUCUUCCCCUUGCCCUUGGAGGUUGUCUCACAUCUUCGACAAGAUCUUCCAUAUUUGUAGGCCUAUUAUUGUUUCAUGGUGACAAACGUGGUGCGAGGCAAACUCAGCAGCAGAUGCCCUGGCUAAAGCAGCAGUAUCACAGCACCAAGAUGGGGCCCUUGUAGAACCGCAUUAAGUUCCUGGAUCACCAUUCUUGUGUACCUAAAAGAGCUACUGUAAAGCAUUUUUUGGACUCUCCUUUGUGGUAAAAUUUUAUACAGAGCACCCAACUUGUGGGUUUACCCAUUUCUUGUACAAUGGAUACUUCCUCUUCAACACAAAAUAAACAGUUUAAAAAAAGUACAUGCGCAUGUGUAUAAUAAUGGUGUACACAGACCGACCAUCCACUUUCUGUCAUCACUAGUGGACUGUAGAGAUGAGUGGCAUUUCUGCUCAAGUCCACUUUUGUCUGUCAUAGUAACAGCAGUUUGUCUUGGAUGCCCAUUGACGAUGAUAGAUGAUGAAAGGACACUCAUGCAUCUUUUGCAUGGCUACACGGUUAGCAAUGAGUGCAUCCACUUUAGAUUCCAAAGUUGGAUCAUGGGGAUGGACUGUGGUUCUGAUGAUGGGCAUCAUUUUGAUUUGCAAUUGUUCAUAGUUUACAAUGACAUAAAAAUCUCAAAGUCCAUGUGACACUGACUUGCUAGUCCUCUGCAGCUCUUGGGACGUUUCUGGAAUGAUCCAAAUGGACAUAUGACGAUCGCUCUUUGUGGUGUUUUUUUUUUUUGACAUGUUAACAGGUAGGAAUGGAAUCAUUGAUGUUACAUGGUGGCUCUGCGACAUUGACCACCCAGGACAAGGGCCAAUUCCUAAUGGCUGCUCGCUCUUUGUUCCCAUGUGCUGCCUUCCAAGCAAUUCUGCCUCCAUUUUGUGGGCAUAAAACACUUCAAAACAAACCCAGUGCAGGACUUAUAAAGAACAAGGGUGAAGCAUAAAAAGGCAGGCGAAUCAUCUUGUAAUAUUGUUAUGAACAUUGAAACACACAAUCACGGGAAGAGACCAAUCCCAAAAAACAGUCCUAAGAGCCAUCUUGUGCCGCUCCCUCCUUAGCGAGUGUGUCAGCCGCUUGGUUUCCUUCCCUCCAAAUAUGCCUCCAUAAGACCUGCGUAUCCCUGCAAAGGCGGUUAAUCUCAUAAAAAAUAUGAGCUAGGACCCAGUGUGGGGAAGAAUAUUUGGAAGCCCAAGCAAUAACGUUCUUGGAGUCUCCUCAAUGGUGAGGGACUCGAAUGUGACGGUAGGAAGGAGCUUGACAUCCUCAUGUCGCGUGGUUUCCUCUGCCCCCAUAGAGUUCGAAUAACUUAUGAAUUUAGAAAUGGACGCAAUAGUGGAUCCUGAGUGAUCCCUGAGUAUAGCGCCAAGUCCUUUUUCCUUUUACCAACUGAGCUAGUAGGCCAGAAGAGUUGAUUGGAGUUCUUCUUCCAAGCUUAGCAAUGGCCAAUAUGCUUGGGUUUGUGAAUGUAAUUGAGAGCCAAAUUUGGACUACUACUUCUGGUUCAUUAUUUAUUUUGUUUCACUUGUGACUUUGUUUUAUGUGGUGCUUUGAAAACCUUGGCUCUCUACCUUGGUAACGUUUACAACUUCUUGUUGGCAAUACUUUAAGAGCGCUUGUACUAUGCUCCUGCGAGAGCAUACUCUGCAUUUACUCCUCCUCCAGGAAGACUUAAGAGGAUUUUUUGAUCUCAAAAUUUGGGAAACACUAAGUAUCCUUAUUUGAUUUAUUUCAAAAUAAAAACUGUGGAUUUUGAGUUCUCUAAACACUUGGACCCCACCCUAAAACAAUUGGAUGGUCUCUAUUCAAUCUUGAUGCAUUUUAUUUUCAAGCAUAUAGUGGAAUUUCUUUCUUUUUUUCUCUUGAGGUUAGUCUAUAGGUUGAAGACUUUACAUCCCCAAAAUUUGUGGUCCUAAAAAUACUCCUUGAUUGGGUUUUACCUGAUGAAAUAAAUGCAGAAUAUGCUCCCACGGGAGCAUGGAACCUUUUGGCUUUCUUUAAUAUGAACAGAGUGAAAAUAUAUGUCAUUGAUAUCAAACAUGGAACAUUAUUUUGCGGUUUCGCCUUUUAUGUAUGCCAUGCAGUUUUUGUUUUUGUUUUUGUUUUUAAUCUUUUGUAUAAGACUACUUAUGAUUUGUCUUGGCUCCAGAAAAUUAAUCAUGUUUGUCAACCAUAUCCAUGUCAUCCUUGGUGAAUUGUUUCUAGUGCUCAAUGAUUUACUUUGAUUCUUGAUUGUAUAUGCCUUUAUUCCUGUCAUGUUUUCUAUUUAAAUUUUAAUAGAUCCUUGUUUCUUCUACAUGUUGCGAAAGCUGAAGAACAUGCUUCACUUUGAAGAAUAUGUACUUUUUGAGCACAUGCAUGUGUGAAAUGCAUUGCAUGUAAAAUUAUGUUGGUUCCAUUGUGAUUACUUAACAUGGAAGUACGUUAGUCGAAGCUUGUAUGAGAUACUGUUUCAUUGCCAGAACUUGUUCCUCUGCUGCAUCAUAAAACAAUAGUAGCAUCCAAAAAUUACAAGCUUGUAUGAGAUACUGUUUCAUUGCCAGAACUGGUUCCUCUGCUGCAUUGUAAAACAACAGUAGCAUCCAAAAAUUACAAUGAUCGACUUCUGCAGACCACCACUGUAGGGGAACCCUCAAUGGACCUAGUUUUUGAUGCACUUCAAAGAAGGUUCCUUGGGUUUUCACCGCAGUCAUAAAAUGGACAAGGAGAGAAGUCACGUGUUUCAGGCCUCUUAAGGUGUUGUUUCCAACUAGCCAGACUGAAACCUUAAAUUCCUUUUCCAAAUGCCAUCUUUUUUCCUCAUACGUAUACUAAAUAACAUGAUUGUAAACCUUCUACACAACACUAAUUUUGGAUUCUUUUUUUCAAAAUGAACAUCUAUAGAGGUUUGGGUGUUACGACUUCUACAAAAAGAAGAAGUUUGUGCAAAGAAAGUGGGACAUGUGAAGAUGCACGAGUUCGUGAGGAACUAUGCUUCACUUCUCUGGGGUUCUGCACUCCUCUCCUCUUUUGCCCAUGGAUAAAGAGAUAGAGUACAUAAAGCCAUGUACUACAGAAAUAGAUGGAAAUACAAGUAAAAUGACACUAUUUCCCUGUGACUACCAACAUGCUUUUCUCACACUGAUGUUCUUUAUUCAUGAACAUCAGUUUGUUGACCAAGAUUUGAGAGUGGCUUUGUCUGCGGACAGGUAUUUAUAAGAAAGAUGCAUAUGUUCAUGAGCAAAUUUCUUUGGUUAAGUGGCUAUUUCCCUAAUUGUUUUUGUGCUUCCACGAAAACUGAAUUAAAGGAAACCUGGACCGAACUUCGAAUAUCAAAUUGGAGUUGGAGUUGUCAUGAGAAAUUUGUAUCUUUGUAACCCAUGUAAACAAAUAACCUUACUACAGGUAGAAGGCAUCUCAGAUACCCUGAUUUGAUAUUAGAUUUAAAUGGUAUGUUUGUUUCUUACA
This is a messenger RNA of Amborella trichopoda, 10551 nucleotides long. RefSeq lists its product as uncharacterized. Gene Ontology annotation, molecular function: protein binding; glycylpeptide N-tetradecanoyltransferase activity. The record is from RefSeq and is a predicted model, not a curated record. NCBI's taxonomy places the organism in Eukaryota, Viridiplantae, Streptophyta, Magnoliopsida, Amborellales, Amborellaceae.